This is a messenger RNA of Malania oleifera, 3177 nucleotides long. Its product is annotated as protein NPGR1. Lineage: Eukaryota; Viridiplantae; Streptophyta; Magnoliopsida; Santalales; Ximeniaceae. Bases 777 to 2900 code for a protein of 707 amino acids. The transcript has 6 exons. Gene Ontology annotation, molecular function: protein binding. The record is from RefSeq and is a predicted model, not a curated record.
UUGAAUUGAAUGCGGAAACAGAAACAACAAAACUCAAACAAAAACAAAAACAAAAACAGGGAACAGAGAAUCUGUAACCCCUGCGAGCCUGCAACCACCUUUGGUCCAUGCCCGCCAAUGCCCUAACCGAGCUCUCUCUACCAAAUCAGAGAAGAAAAGAAAGAAGGCGAAAUGGCUUUUUCAGACUCGGCUCUAAGUUUCCGUUUAACGAUGGCUCAUCAUCUCGGAGUUUAGUUGAACAUUUGAACCAAACAUGAUCAAAUGUAGAGAAAAUCCAAAAGCCAAGAGAUAGAGAGCCUUUCUGAUAAUAAGUUUCUUUCAUGGCUGCUUCCGUCACCAUGCAAAACAAGCAACGUCUUCUGAUUUAAUUUUAGUCUAGGGUAAGUCCAAAGGCUCUCUGUUCUCUCGUUUGUCUUGCCCUUUUCAUCUUCUACAUUUUGUUUUAUUCUGUUCAACCUCAUUGUCUCCCCUUAUUGUUCGUUUCUUUCGGUUUCGACUCUACAUUUGUCCCCAAAUCGCUUCAAUUUGCUUCAAUUUGGUAUUCUCAAAAGUUCAGUUCGGUUUUGAGAUUUCUUCUACUUGGGUUACUGUUAUAUACUUUUGUUUUGGGUUUUAUUGUUUGGAUUGAUCUCUGCAACCUCGAAAAUCUCCAUUGUUGUUCUCUGAUCUGAACUGCGGUUGCUCAAAGGAAUGUACACGUAUUUGUCUCAAAUAGUGUGUCUUUAGAUAUAGUUUUACCAAAGCAGGACCAAAGCUUCAAAGCUGUUUUGGUUAGCAUGUUGUGUGCUUGCUCGGGAGAACAAUUCAAGUUCGAGGAUGCACCGCAGUCACCGGAGUCGCUGGCGACCAGGGAUUUCUCGGCAAGUGGGCUUUCGUCAAGGACUGGGGAUUGGGAAUCUAAGUUUGAAGAUACCCAGGUGGAUGAAGCUGAAUCUACUCUCAAGGAAGCUCUCUCCUUAAAUUACGAGGAAGCAAGGGCAUUGCUCGGAAGGCUUGAAUACCAAAGGGGGAAUUUUGAAGCUGCCCUUCAGGUGUUCCAGGGGAUUGACAUUAGAAGCUUGACUCCAAGAAUGACCAAGGCCAUAGCUGAGAGAACUCGGAGACGAAAACCACGUUCCAAAGGUGAUAAUGUGCCAGCCAAUGUAAUGUCAAUGCAUUCUGUGAGCCUACUUCUCGAAGCAAUCUUACUUAAAGCAAAAUCAUUGGAAGAGCUUGGGAAAACAAAAGAGGCUGCAAGGGAGUGCAAAAUAAUUCUGGAUACAGUUGAGUUGGCACUUCCCAAUGGAAUGCAGGAGGGUAUUGUUGAAGACUGCAAGCUGGAGGAGAUAUUUCAUAAAGCACUGGAGUUGCUUCCUCAGCUGUGGACACAAGCAGGUUUUCUUGAAGAAGCUAUUGCUGCAUAUCGCCGAGUUCUAGUCAGGCCCUGGAAUUUGGAUCAUCAGAGGUUGGCCGAUGUACAAAAAAAAUUGGCUUCAACUUUACUCUAUGGUGGUGUUGAAGCAAGCCUUCUGAAUCAGUUGCAAGGAUGGGGUGCAAUUACCCCAAGAAAUAAUAUAGAAGAAGCAAUCCUUCUGUUGUUUAUACUCAUGAGAAAUCUGGUAACUUGGGAAAUGGCUUGGGAUCCAGAAAUUAUGGAUCAUUUGACUUAUGCACUUGCUAUAUCUGGGCAGUUUGAAUUAUUGGGAAACUACGUUGAACAGGCCCUUCCAGGUAUCUAUAACCGAGCUGAGAGGUGGUACUUUCUUGCUCUUUGUUACAGUGCAGCAGGUCAGAAUGAAGCAGCCUUGAACCUUCUAAAGAAGGUUUCCAGUUGUUCCAAAACAAAGAACAAGCCCCAUCUCCCUUCUUUUUUAUUAGGAGCAAAAUUGUGUUCAAUAGAUCCAAAGCAUGCCCAUGAAGGUGUAAAUUUUGCACGUAAGGUAAUUGAUUCAGCCAAUAAUCAGGGUGAGCAUUUUAUGGAUCAGGCCCAUAGAUUGCUUGGUAUUUGCUAUGGGACUGCAGCACGAAUAUCUGUAUUAGAUUCUGAAAGAGUCUUUUUUCAGAAAGAGUCUUUGAACUCUCUAAACCAUGCUUCUGUUAUUGGGAAAGAGGACCCAGAAAUAAUGUUUAGCCUUGGGUUGGAAAAUGCCAUGCAGAGGAAUCUGUAUGCAGCUUUUGACAAUGUGAUGUUGUACUCUGAUAUGGUGGCUGGAAGCUCAAUAAAAGGUUGGAAACUCUUAGCUCUUAUAAUAUCAGCAGAGCAGCGAUUUAAAGAUGCUGAAACCAUAGUUGAUCUUGCUUUGGACGAGGCUGGGAAGAUGGAUCAGUUAGAACUUCUUCAGUUGAAAGCUGUGCUACAAAUUGCUCGGGAACAACCCAAGCAAGCAAUGGAAACAUACAGAAUCUUGCUGGCUCUGAUUGAAGCACAAAGGGAAAUCCUGGCUGAGAACUUUGACUCUGAGGAAUUAUCAAAAAGAAAUUUGACAGUUGAAGCCUGGCAGGAUUUGUCUAACAUUUAUACAAAACUUGAAUCGUGGCGUAAUGCAGAAUCUUGUGUGGACAAAGCAAAGUCGAUUCAGUUUUAUUCCCCUAGAAGUUGGCAUUGUACAGGUAUGUUGUUUGAAGCUCGAUCUUUAUACAAGGAAGCCCUUGUUUCCUUUUCAGUGUCCCUGUCGAUAGAACCCGAUUAUGUUCCAAGCAUUGUCUCAACUGCAGUAGUGCUAAUGAAGCUUGGAAGUGAUUCACUUUCGAUUGCAAGAAGUUAUCUAAUGAAUGCAUUACGAUUAGAGCCGACAAACCACGAAGCAUGGUUGACCCUUGGAUUGGUUUCAAAGAUGGAGGGCUCAAUGGAACAGGCUGCGGACUGCUUCCAAGCUGCAUAUGAGCUCAUGGGGUCAGCUCCUGUUCAAAACUUUGUGUGAAAGCCAUUUUCCAAUCAUUUCAAGCAAACAACUUCUAAGGUGAAAAAUCGAAAGAAAGGAAAAGUGCCUUUGGCGGAAACAGAAGGCUGAGUAACCAGUGCUCAUUUCACUCACUAGGGUUCAGAAGCUGUCCACUUUCAUUGAAAAUUUGAAAUCACAAGGCAGUCCUUUGUUGAAAAGUUAAAUUUGUGUAUCCAUUUUUUUUCCAGGGGUUUCAGAAUGAAUCAGUGUGACAAAUUUAUGUUUUUUAUUACUUAUUAUUAUUCUUAUUUUAAAA